Talaromyces stipitatus ATCC 10500 is the source of this 1111-nucleotide messenger RNA. RefSeq names its product TRAPP complex subunit (Bet5), putative. The transcript is spliced from 5 exons. The record is from RefSeq and is a predicted model, not a curated record. NCBI's taxonomy places the organism in Eukaryota, Fungi, Ascomycota, Eurotiomycetes, Eurotiales, Trichocomaceae. Gene Ontology annotation, biological process: endoplasmic reticulum to Golgi vesicle-mediated transport. Gene Ontology annotation, cellular component: TRAPP complex. The coding region runs from base 16 to 510 and encodes 164 amino acids.
ACACACAAUCGAGCCAUGACUGUCUACGGUUUCUACAUUUUUGACCGCCAUGCUGAAUGCAUCUACAAACGUCGCUGGCUAGGUCGUCCAGUCUCAAUCAGCAGCAAAUCCUCGCUUCCCACCUCACAACUACAACAGUCGAACAAUGCAGGGCCCCGAGGGUCGUCGCGAAGCGCUGAUGAUGACGCUAAGCUCAUUUUCGGAACGGUCUUUUCGCUACGGAAUAUGGUACGCAAACUAGGCGGAGAGGACGAUAGUUUCAUCUCCUAUCGUACCUCGCAGUAUCAGUUACACUUUUAUGAAACGCCUACCAACAUCAAGUUUGUCAUGCUCACUGAUUUGAAGUCGCCGAGUAUGCGCAUUGCGUUGCAGCAGAUAUAUGUCAAUCUUUAUGUAGAAUAUGUGGUCAAAAAUCCGCUCUCUCCUGUUGAGCACCCCGGCGGAGUUGGGGUUAAUAAUGAGCUCUUUGAAGAAUCUCUCGAACAGUUUGUUACUCGGGUCCUUUCUUGAAACGUUCAAUUGGUGUCGGUCAUCACGAUUAUAUGGCAUAUCAGGCCAAAUCUGUUCUUAUGGAUCCAUAGAACCUGUCAGAAGCCUUCAGAGACUGACGAGUGCGAGACAUAUCGGAGGUCCUAUGGACUUUCCGGGAGCACGUGCCGUGUACAACGAUCCCGACGACAUCCCACCCACCGUGCUUCACAUCUAGACGAUUCACGAUAACCUGGCUGUAUCAGCUCUGGGGCGAGAUAUCGGUCUCAAACUCCGCUCGGUGCCAAGAGAAUGGAACUACGUACAAGGUUGCCACGCGGAGUCGGGACCAGUUGUACAAGAUUCUUGUCCGGGAUGAAUAGACGUGGGAAGAACUACUUUUACGUACAUAGCUACACACUUCAAGCAGACCUGUCACAGUCUCACAUUUUGGCAAGUCAAAGCACGCGAGUCAUGGCCACUCAAGUACCCAGGAGGAUGUAUUUACAUAAAUGCAUCAAAUAACUCCAGCUCUUGAAUGCAUUUUUUCUCAACCAGCAAUAACCCUCUCAUUCCUCGCAGCCUACUCUCCCGGCAAAAUCCUUAUAUCUAACUGAUCCCACCACCUCCCCUCCAAAACAAA